Molecule: messenger RNA, 369 nt
Organism: Phytophthora sojae
Lineage: Eukaryota; Oomycota; Peronosporomycetes; Peronosporales; Peronosporaceae
Exons: 1
Molecular function (GO): protein binding
Source: RefSeq, a predicted model, not a curated record
GUUGACUGGUGUGGGUGCGAGGGGAGUUGCGAGGCUUACGUUUGCCCGAAUUCCAGAACGGACAUCUUCUGCGCGCCAAAUAAUUGUCUUGUUGGUUUGUUUUCCGGAAACCGACUCCGCGAACUUCCGCAUGGGUUGGAGCUGCGAAAAACGAGUAGAGGUGUUGGGGUAUUUGCAACACGGUUCUUUUCCAGCCAUACCGUCAUUGGCGAGUACUCCGGUGUGAUGACUACGCACGAUUUCAAUAAGGAUAAGGUGCGAACCAGCGACUACGUUCUGAAGUUGAACAAGCGGUCAAUCAAGGGGAAGAGAGUUUACAUUGACGCCAAAAAUUGUAGAGCUAUAUCUAGAUUCAUGAAUCACGCCUGC